Prunus dulcis (almond) is the source of this 944-nucleotide messenger RNA. RefSeq names its product outer envelope pore protein 24B, chloroplastic-like. Gene Ontology annotation, biological process: regulation of monoatomic ion transmembrane transport. Bases 79 to 717 code for a protein of 212 amino acids. The record is from RefSeq and is a predicted model, not a curated record. The transcript has 3 exons. Gene Ontology annotation, molecular function: voltage-gated monoatomic cation channel activity. NCBI's taxonomy places the organism in Eukaryota, Viridiplantae, Streptophyta, Magnoliopsida, Rosales, Rosaceae.
ACAAACAUUUGCGUUCACAAAAAAAAACCAUUUAAAACCCUCAACAGCAUCCGUCCUCACCUUCCCACCUUGUUAACGAUGAAGGCAUCUCUGAAGGGCAAGUACGAGACAGACAAGAGCGGCGCGGCCGCAAACAUCUCCGUUUUCGCCAGCGAUGUCAAGUUCCGAGCUUCACUUACCGACGCCACCUUCGCCGCCGGACCCAGCUUAAACGGCUUGGUUCUAGCCGUAGAAAAACCCGGCUCCUUCAUCGUCGAUUACAACGUUCCCAAAAAGGACUUUAGGUUUCAGUUCUUGAACUCAGUUAGGGUUGCUGGUAAGCCGUUGAAUUUGAAUUACAUUCACAGCAGAGGUGACAAUAGAACUAUUUUGGACGGAACCCUGGUGCUCGAUUCGGCCAACAAGGUCUCGGCUAAUCACGUGCUUGGCUCGAGGAAUGGCAAGUUCAAGUACUCUUAUCUGCACGGCGGCGUGACCACGUUUGAGCCCUCCUACGAUUUGGCUAAGAACUCGUGGGAUUUUGCGGUUUCUCGGAGGGUUUAUGGUGAUGAUGUGUUCAGGGCUUCGUACCAGACAUCGAGCAAGCUGUUGGGGUUGGAAUGGUCGAGGAAUUCAAAAAUUAAUGGCUCUUUCAGGGUUUUAGCAUCCGUCAAUUUGGCUGAGGAACAAAAAAUCCCAAAAUUAACUGCUGAGAGUACCUGGGAUUUCGAGAUGUGAUUGUUAUAGUAAUUAUCUUGUUUCAUUUGUCAUUAAAAUUUCGUAGUCUGAUAAACAGCUUACGAUUGUCUCCUGAUGGCUGUAAACAUCAUUUUCUCAUUGAUUAGUGUGUUUUCAUCAUUGGGCUGAUUCACCUGAUAUCUCCAAAAUAUGAAUUGUGGAUCUCUCAUGUUGUGAGUAACCAUAAAUCUUCAUUCGAUAUCUGAAAUAAUUCUCUCUUGGAGGAA